AUGUUAUCCAACGCCAACAACAGCAACAAUAACGACGACCAAAAAGAAAAAGAAAAAGAAGAAAAAGAGGAAACCAAAGAGCCCGCGAAGUACGAGGAGAAGCAGAGGAAGAGGAAGGAGAAGAAGGAAAAGAAGGAGAGGAAGGAAAAGGAGCGACAGGAGAAGAAGGAGCGAAAGGAGAAAAAACUGAAAGAAAAGGAAGAAAAACUGAAAGAGGAGAAGGAGAAAGAGAAGAAGAACGAGCCUCCGAAGGAGAUCACCGUCAUAGACCCGGCCUCCAACCAGUACUACUACUGGCUCCUCGUCAUCACUGUCCCCGUCAUGUACAACUGGACCUUCAUCAUCGCCAGGGCGUGUUUCGAGGAGCUGCAGACGGAUUACCUGUACAUGUGGUUCUUCCUGGACUUUGCCUCAGACGCGCUCUACAUCGCGGACAUGGUCUUCAGAACCAGAACCGGGUACCUGGAGCAGGGUCUGUUGGUGAAGGAGGAGCUCAAACUUCGGGAGCGUUACAUGGAGAGUUUUCAGUUCAAACUCGACGCGGCUUCGAUGGUUCCCACUGACGUCCUGUACCUCAUUCUGGGAGUGAAGUUUCCCGAGAUCCGACUCAACAAACUACUGCGAUUCAACAGGAUGAUGGAGUUCUUCCAGAGGACAGAGACCAGGACCAACUUCCCCAACGCCCUGAGGAUCUCCAACCUGGUCAUGUACAUCGUUAUCAUCAUCCACUGGAACGCAUGUCUGUACUACUCCUUCUCUAAAGCUAUUGGUUUUGGCUCAGACCGGUUCGUGUACCCUGAUCCGUCUGACCCAGAGUUCGGGCGUCUGAUUCGUAAAUACGCCUACAGCAUGUACUGGUCCACUCUGACCCUCACCACCAUCGGGGAAACACCGCCCCCUGUGGAGAACUCUGAGUACUUCUUUGUGGUCACAGACUUUUUGGUGGGAGUCCUGAUCUUUGCCACCAUCGUCGGAAACGUGGGCUCCAUGAUCACCAACAUGAACGCAGCCAGAGCGGAUUUCCAGGCUCGAAUCGACGCCAUCAAGCAAUACAUGAGCUUCAGGAAGGUAACAAAGGAUUUGGAAAAGCGUGUGAUCAAGUGGUUUGAUUUUCUCUGGACAAAUAAAAAAGCCGUGGACGAGAGAGAAGUCCUCAAAUAUCUACCAGACAAACUGAGAGCAGAAAUCGCCAUCAACGUUCACCUGGACACACUCAAGAAGGUGCGGAUCUUUGCAGACUGUGAGGCCGGUCUCUUGGUGGAGCUCGUGUUGAAGCUUCAGCCGCAGGUUUUCAGCCCCGGAGACUACAUCUGUAAAAAGGGCGACAUCGGGAGAGAGAUGUACAUUAUAAAGGAGGGGAAACUUGCCGUUGUCGCGGACGAUGGCGUCACGCAGUUUGUCGUUCUGUCCGAGGGGAGCUACUUCGGAGAGAUCAGCAUCCUCGCCAUCAAAGGAAGUAAAGCUGGAAACCGGAGAACAGCAAACAUCCGCAGUAUUGGGUACUCAGACCUGUUCUGCCUUUCCAAAGUCGACCUCAUGGAGGCGCUCACAGAGUACCCCGAUGCCAAAGCCCUGUUAGAGGAGAAAGGGCGACAGAUUCUAAUGAAAGAUGGACUACUGGACCUAGAGGUGGCGGCGCAGGGCCCGGACCCGAAGGAGAUGGAGGAUAAGGUGGACAAAAUGGGUGAAAUGCUCGACACGCUGCAAACCCGCUACGCCCGACUGUUUGCCCAAUCAGAUGCCACGCACAGCAAACUCAAGUACCGAAUCAACAAACUGGAAAAUAAACUGGCCCCGCCCCCUCCGCCCAGCCCCGUGAGCCAGCAGCCAAUCAGGGACGAGGACGAGGCAAAGUGA
This is a messenger RNA of Periophthalmus magnuspinnatus, 1857 nucleotides long. RefSeq names its product cyclic nucleotide gated channel subunit alpha 1b (gene cnga1b). The record is from RefSeq and is a predicted model, not a curated record. Lineage: Eukaryota; Metazoa; Chordata; Actinopteri; Gobiiformes; Gobiidae. Gene Ontology annotation, cellular component: intracellular cyclic nucleotide activated cation channel complex; plasma membrane. The transcript is spliced from 13 exons. The coding region runs from base 1 to 1857 and encodes 618 amino acids. Gene Ontology annotation, molecular function: protein-containing complex binding; intracellularly cAMP-activated cation channel activity; cGMP binding. Gene Ontology annotation, biological process: monoatomic cation transmembrane transport.